AUAACGCUGAAGUUGUUGGACCAAAACAUCGAUCCAGGUCUGCGACAAGACCACGUGGUGAAAAUUCGUCCGAACCCCAUACCCAGCAACAAUGCCUAUCUCAAACGACCGUCUAGUGAGCGCAAUCAGUGCUUUGGCUCGCCCCGGUUUCUAGAAUUGGACUAUCUGCAUUCAAAAGACUUCGUGGUGGACAACACACUCUUCAUCAAGGCCAUCUUCGACAUUGAUGGGUAG
Messenger RNA from Hydatigera taeniaeformis, 234 nucleotides. The record is from the annotation of a GenBank genome assembly. Lineage: Eukaryota; Metazoa; Platyhelminthes; Cestoda; Cyclophyllidea; Taeniidae.